Messenger RNA from Quercus lobata, 2207 nucleotides. RefSeq names its product GPI transamidase component PIG-S-like. Gene Ontology annotation, biological process: attachment of GPI anchor to protein. The transcript has 12 exons. Gene Ontology annotation, cellular component: GPI-anchor transamidase complex. The coding region runs from base 74 to 1831 and encodes 585 amino acids. The record is from RefSeq and is a predicted model, not a curated record. NCBI's taxonomy places the organism in Eukaryota, Viridiplantae, Streptophyta, Magnoliopsida, Fagales, Fagaceae.
UGCCAUUAUAGACAGUCACACUUUGUGUGAGUUCAAACUUCAAAAAAGCAAAGAAGCUUCUUUCACUUCAACAAUGGCGGAAAUCUCCGAAGAACCUCCAAAUCCAAUACCUCCACAACCACAACCACAACCACAACACACACACCAACCAUCCGAAUCAACCAUUCGAAAAGCCAAACCUGGACUCAAGCGUCUCACUCUCACUCUCUCAGUCCUCGUCUCUUUCAUCUUCGCUUUCCCUUUCCUCUACAAAUCCGUCGAAAUCCACCGCGCUCCACUUCCCUUUCGCGAAAUCGAUUCCCUCUCGUCCCAAAUCGGAUCCAACACCAACCACCCCUCGCUUUCAUUCCCUUGCCAUUUCCAAGCAAUCUUCGUAAAUUUCAACAAUUCCAACGCGGAAACCCUAGAGUCCUUGAUUUUUGACGAAUUGACCAAGUUGACCUCCAACACAACCUCGCAAUGCAGUACUUUAUCGGUAAAGCUUGUGAAUUCUGGUCCAAUUUGGUCCUUGAUCGGGGCCGUUGAUUUUGGCGGUGACGAUGAGAGUGUUGACGAGGCUUUGGCGGGUGUGUUGGGUGGUGAGAAGGUGUAUAGUGUGGUGGUGGUGAAAGGGGAGAGUGAGGAGGUGAAGGGGGUGGUGGGGAAGUAUAGGUAUGGAUGGGUUGUGGGGAGGGUUUCGGAGGUGGAGGCGGUGGAGAGGGUGGCGGAGAUGUUUGUUAAGGUGUUUGUGAAUGGUGGGAAGGAGGAAGGGUUCAUUCAUGGGGAGUUUAUGCCUGUUGGGGCUGAUGGGAGGAUUGUGCUUUCCUUUAAUUUGCUUAAUUCUAACCCACAUGAUUGGGUUUAUGAUUGGGAUUUUCAAGCAAUAGAUGAUACACUAUUGGCCCCUAUAAUUAAGGCUCUAGGACCGGUAGCUAACAUCAGUGUGGAAAGUCAGGUUUUAUACCAUACACCAAAGUCUUCAUUUUCUUUCUGGGACGAUAAGAGGAAAGGCUACAUCUUUAGCACCAAGGAUCUUCCUUUCUUUGUCAAUUCAAAUGAGUGGCACUUGGAUACUUCUAUUGCAGCAGGAGGGAGGUCAAAGAUAUUGCAAUUUGUGGUAUACAUACCAUCUGCAAAGGAAUGCCCUCUUCUACUACAGCUUCCAAAUGGAGAGAUUUCUAAGACGAAUGGAUUCAUAUCUCCUAUGUGGGGAGGUGUUAUUGUUUUGAAUCCCCAAGGUUGUCUGAAGGAUUCAGAAAGUCAGCAUCCUAUCAGGCAAACAAUUUCCCACCAGGAUCUGCAGAAGGUUUUUGAAGUUUUCAUGGGGCAGUUCCGACAACUUUUUGGUCUUAAAUCUGACAGUCAUUAUUUUGGUUCCUCUGGCACAUACAGUCUUUUAGCCAGUGAAAAAGGCUUCUCAGAAUGGGAAUUGGAUUUCCUGGCACGGCGACAUACAUGCUUUAAUCUUCAUUCGUGUGCUACAACACUUGGAUCUCUUUCCAGAUUGGUUCAAUCACUGCCAAGGAUGAUUAUCAUGGAUGAGAUUGGUAAACAGGUAAAAUAUUCUCUUGAGGCGGCAAACUUGGCUCAAAGGAAUGCCUCUCUUGGACAUUAUGAUGCUUCAGCUGUGUCCUCUAGGCAAGCAAGAUCUCUGGCAGAAGAUGCCUUCUUUCACCCAUCAAUUAUGUCUGUCAGCUACUACUCCUUUGAGCAUUGUUUUGCUGUCUAUUCGCCUUUCUUUCUGCCAGUUUCGAUGCAUGUCCUCCUGGCAGCAUUAAGAGAAUGGAGAAGAUACAAGAUAGAAAACAGAAAGUACUUAGCAUGGAAGGCUGAAGUGAAAAAAAAUUCUUGAAGUCAUUUCCUAAAACUGAGUUGACAUGAAGCAAGGCUCCAAUAGUUGGAUGGCUACUAAGCUAGCCUAAUGAGCACAGGAGGAGCCAUUUGGGGGCAAAGAGCACACAGUUGCCUGCCUCUAUAAGCUUCCGGGAAGAAUUUGGCACUAUUUGUUCUUGCGUUUUGGCUUGUGUUUAUUCUUCCUUUCUUUGGAUGUAAGUUCCCCUCAAACCACAUGCAAAGCUCAAGAUACACCAAUACCAUUGUCUUUUUGUAAAUAUCUGUAGACAGUGAUACUUAUGGUCCUUUGAUUGGAAGGCAUUCGUUUGAUAAUUUUAUUUUUGGUAACAUCCUUCAGGAUUAAUCUUUUAUACAAAAUCAAGUCUCUAAAUGCA